AUGAGGCCGACUCAGGAGGGAAUGCACUGUCCAUCCCUGGAAGUGUCCACGAAAGGGCUAAUCACAGAAGUUCGUGGUCCCUAGCAGGGAAAGAGUGGAGGGGAGAGUUGUGAGAAAGCCCUUUUGCUGGUCAGUUCUCCAGAUUCUAACAGAAAAGGGGAAGUGAUUCAGCUGAUGGAACCGGGCAAGGCUAUGUGGGAGAGUCAGCAAGAGUCAGGACCUGGGGGGCAGAGCUGAGAUUUUGGAGAAUGGAAAGUGACAGUGUUGAAAGGAAUCUGAGAUUCUCCCUGUGAGGCAGGACACCUGCCAUCGUCAGCAAUUCACAUGAGACUCCAGGAGCUGAAGGCACUUGCCCAAGGUCACACAACUGAAGUUAUGCAAUAGCUCAUGAAAGUUCAGAGGGCCUCCUGGGCGGGGCCCAUCUAAAAGCCAGUGGGCACACACAGCAUCGUGAUUCAGGUCCAGCAGUUAAUUAGUAACCUGAAGGCCUUGCAGCCAGCUCCCAGCUGGUCUGGGAGCCCGCCUGAGCGAGUGGGUGACAGGUUGCUCCUGCCUGGGAAGGUCGUCCUGUGAGUCAGGUUGGAUCAGGUCAGAGGGACCAUGCAGAGCAACAGGAGGGCAGAGCCAUGCUCGGGGCUGCUCCCCAGGACCUGACCUGGGACCCAGAGUUUUAAGAGCCCAUCUGAUCACUGUUACAGGAUGGAGCCUAUUCCCGCUGGGACCCCCAGUCUGCAGCCCUCAAGGGCCAAUGGAAACAUCAACCUGGGGCCUUCAGCCAACCCAAAUGCCCGGCCCACUGACUUUGACUUCCUCAAAGUCAUUGGCAAAGGGAGCUACGGGAAGGUCCUACUGGCCAAGAGCAAGUCUGACGGGACAUUCUAUGCAGUGAAGGUGCUCCAGAAAAAGCCCAUCUUAAAGAAGAAAGAGCAGAGCCACAUCAUGGCAGAGCGCAGCGUGCUCCUGAAGAACGUGCGGCACCCCUUCCUUGUGGGCCUGCGCUACUCCUUCCAGACGCCCGAGAAGCUCUACUUUGUGCUCGACUAUGUCAACGGGGGAGAGCUCUUCUUCCACCUGCAGCGGGAGCGCCGGUUCCUGGAGCCCCGGGCCCGGUUCUACGCCGCCGAGGUGGCCAGCGCCAUUGGCUACCUGCACUCCCUCAAUAUCAUUUACAGGGACCUGAAACCAGAAAACAUUCUUUUGGACUGCCAGGGACACGUGGUGCUGACGGAUUUUGGUCUCUGCAAGGAAGGUGUAGAAGCUGAGGAGACCACAUCCACGUUCUGUGGCACUCCAGAGUACUUGGCUCCAGAAGUGCUUCGUAAAGAGCCUUAUGAUCGGGCAGUGGACUGGUGGUGCUUGGGUGCAGUUCUCUAUGAGAUGUUGCAAGGCCUGCCACCCUUCUACAGCCAAGAUGUGUCCCAAAUGUAUGAAAACAUUCUGCACCAGCCACUGCAGAUCCCUGGGGGCCGGACAGUGGCCGCCUGCGACCUUCUGCAAGGCCUUCUCCACAAAGACCAGAGACAGCGGCUGGGCUCCAAAACAGACUUUCUUGAGAUAAAGAGCCAUGUCUUCUUCAGCCCCAUAAACUGGGAUGACUUGUACCACAAGAGGCUGAUUCCACCCUUCAACCCAAACGUGAUUGGAAAAACUGGGGGUCUGAGAGGCUCAAUGAUUUGUCUGAGGCCACACAGUAAGUUAGAGGCAGAACUGGGUCCAUAAUCCAGAAGUCCUGACUGCCAGUUCAAUCCUCCGUGAUGGGCCCUGCCGCCAACACUCCUUUAUCUUCAGCACCAAUUGCAGAGCCCUUUACAGUUUUAAAAAUGCUGUGUCACAUAGCACACCCUGGCAGAGCCAAGCCCCGUAAAGAUUUUUUCCCCAUGUUUAGCUUUUUUCCUGUUAAUAAAAACGGCAUGUAUUCACUGAAGAAAGUGUGUGAAACAAAGAGGUUUAAAGCUUAUUAUCUCACUACCCAAGAGAUAUCACAGUUGGCAUGUUCCAUUCCAGUCUUUUUCUGUUUUUUACAUAGGUCAUACUUCAUAUAGAGAAAUAUCCUCUCCCCACUUUUUUUUUUUUUUUGCUAAAAACUAUGUCAUUAUUUCUCUAAGUCAUAUUAAGUAUCAUUUUAAGUGGCUGCAUAAUAUUUCAACCCUAUGCUGGUAAUACAGUUUAUUCAAGCAUGUUCCUAAUGGUGAGCGUUAGGGUAUUUUCAUUUUUUUCUUUAUCAUAAUGGACUGAUGAACAUAAACUUUAUUUCUUUGCCCAGAGUUCUGAUUAUUUCUUCAAGAUGGAUUCCAGACGGGGAAUAACCAGUUCAAAGAAUGUGAACAUUGUUAGGUUCUUGAUUCGUACGGCCAUAACUGUGUGUUAGGGAGGACAAUCUACUUACUACCAGCAGUGUCUGCUGGAGAAUUUGCAUCUUAUUUCUGCAGCAUGUGUGGCUGUUAUUGUUUAAUUUGCAAAUUUAUUAAGUGAAAAAAAGCAUCUUGUAUUGUUUUCAUUUAUAUUUCUUUGACGUACAGUAAAGGUGGUUAGUUUUUAACUGUUAAUUAGCAGUGGUAGCAUGAAUGAGAGGAUCCCCACUGGAGGGGGACACUGAAGGCUCUCUUGGCCACCUACAGUAUCAAGCCCCUUCCAUCCAAGUAGCCUGCACACCUCAACACUGCCAGAGUGAACUCACUAUUUAUAUCUUUCCUUUGGUAAAUUAUCUGUUCAUGAACAUAUCUUUGAGCACCAGCUUCUUGACAACAGUUGUUAGAUAGGAUACAUUCAGUCCAGGUAUCUGAAAAGUUUAUCUGGGGAUUUAAAAAAGAGCCUGAGGAUGAUAUUGAACAUAUACCCUGAUGACAGAAUAGUAAAAAAUACUAGUCAGGGAGGUAACAGAAUGCAAUGCAUGGACUUCAAGACCU
Messenger RNA from Manis pentadactyla (Chinese pangolin), 2906 nucleotides. It is a transcript of the gene SGK2, whose product is annotated as serum/glucocorticoid regulated kinase 2. Lineage: Eukaryota; Metazoa; Chordata; Mammalia; Pholidota; Manidae. The transcript has 13 exons. The record is from RefSeq and is a predicted model, not a curated record. The coding region runs from base 700 to 1719 and encodes 339 amino acids. Gene Ontology annotation, biological process: protein phosphorylation. Gene Ontology annotation, molecular function: protein serine/threonine kinase activity; ATP binding.